GCGCGGUUGUAACGAAGAAAAGAGAAAAUAAUCGACGCGAGGUCGAAAGGGUCUAUUCUACGAUUACGGACCAGUGAGCCAUCGACCAGCAAGGAUUGUGCAUCGAAUACAUUGUUAAUUUACAAGCUCUUGAGGGCACAUUAAAGCAAGAUGAGGCGAUCAGCCUUAAGAUUAGGGAUCGCCCUGGUCUUAUUCAUCGCUAUCGAUGCUUUUCCUAAGAUACGACAGGAGCGCAGCGUCGAUCUCAACGAGCAACACAAACUCGAGUCAGUUUGCAUCUGCGACGAUUUGCGGCCCAAGAGCUACAUCCUCGAAAUCGAACCACUGGUGCAGGAGGCUAAAUUCAAGGGUCGAGUGCGCAUCAAUGUAACUUGGUCCGAGCGAGCGGACAAGGUCAUGCUCCACGUGCAUCCGGACUUGCAGAUUUCACACUCCAAUGUAAGGGUGACGAGGCUCAACGACGUCGUCGACGAGUCCGACAGCAAAAGCCAAGAGGAGGAAGUAAAAGCUCCAGCGCCAUUGAAAAUUCUUAAAAUUGAGCGAAACCCGCGUAAGCUCAUAAUACACCUCGAAAAUAUGUUGAAGAGAAACACGACUUGCGAAGUCGACAUCACUUAUCUCGGCAACAUUACGACUAACGACACAUCGGGAUUAUUCAUGAAUUACUACAUGGAUGCGGCGAAACAAAAACAUACUUACGUCGCUACUUAUCUACGUUUGAACAAUGCACGUAAGAUGUUUCCGAGCUUCGACGAGCUUCAAUACAAGACUAAGUUCCAGCUAAUCCUGACAAGGCCUAAGAACAUGACUGCUCUGUCCAAUACCCCGAUUGAAAAGACUGUACCCGUAGUCGGCGAACAAGAAGUGGUUCAAGACCAUUUCAUGCAAAUACCUGACAUAACUACCUACCAGGUGGCCUUCGUGAUCUCGGAUUUCGAGAGUUUAAGUCCAACAAAGAAGGUCAAUGCGAUAGAUGGGCGAGAAUUGCAGGUUCGAGUCUGGGGUCGUAAGGAGUAUCUUGACGCGCUCAAGGACGUGCCGGACAAAAUUGUAACAAUUGUCAACUACAUGCAGGAUUAUUUCAAUAGUUCGAUCGGGUUGCCGAAACUCGACGUGAUCGCGAUGCCAAUAUACACGGCUAGCAAAGCAUCCGAUAAUUGGGGCUUGAUGAUUUUCAAGGAAUCAGAGCUCAGCAGCCCACUUAUAUGGAACACGGCUUACGAACUAACCUACCAAUGGAUCGGACAGUUAAUUACACCUUUUCGCUGGAUGGAUGCUUCAGAAAAUAAGGGUCUCAAUUCGUUUUUGGCAUCUAAAACCACUAUGGACAUCAAUCCGGACGAGUUGAAAGGUAAAUGGCCCAUGAACAUCUUGUAUUCGUUAUACUACGGUUACGGAAAAACUUUUGGAGCCAAUAGAAUCACCGGAAUCAUUCGCGACGCCAAAUUUGCCAAGAUCGAGCUGGUAUUCCGAAUGUUUUACUACAUUCUCGGCAAAGACAAUUUCAAAACGAGCAUGAGGCACUUUAUCAAGUCGCGGGUGAUGGCUGAACCAGACCUGGAAAAGGGUCGCGACACCAGGACGUUCACGCAAAAGGACAUCUACGACAGCAUCAAUGCAGUGGCGGAAACGCAAAAGUCUCUGCCCGAUAAGUUGACUAUUAACGAAAUAGCAGAUUCGUGGAUCGAUCAGGAGAGGCUACCGCUGGUAACAGUGACGCGCAAUUACGAAAAUGCCACCGUCACUUACAGCCAGAAACCAUACGUGAGAGAAACGCGUAAAUCGCCCAACAGCUGGGAGAGUACCUAUCGUUGGAACAUCCCUCUGGUGAAGCAGACCCAGAGCAAGUGGAACAACGAUGACUACUCGCCAAAGACAUGGUUAUUGACGACGAUGCCGAAAGACGGCCUCAAUGUACCCAGCAGCGAGGACAAAAAUGAAUUCAUCGUUAUUAAUCCGCAAGAAAUCGGACUGUUUCCGGUAAACUACGACUCGCACAAUUGGCAACUGCUCGCCACGUAUCUACAGAGCUCGAACUUCGAGACUAUACCCACCUUGACGCGAGCUAAACUGCUACACGACUCGUGGAAUCUGGCGUACGCCGACGAGCUCUGCUUCAGCAUAGCCCUCAACAUGACUCUGUCGCUGAGGCACGAGAAGAGCCACAUCGUUUGGGAACCGUUCUUCACGAUGAUCGAUCACGUGGGAAAGCGCAUCGAGGGAUCGCCCGUCUUCUCCAAAUUCGAGGAGUACUCGAGAUUAUUGCUCGAGCCCCUGUACACGGAGCCGUGCGAGGUAGCUCCAGCUAACGAGCCGUCCUGGAAGUCUCAUCUUCGUGGCUUGGCUCGUUACUUCUUGUGUCGCGCCGGUUACGAGCCCUGCAUAGCCGAGGCCCGCGAGCAAUACGCCAAAUGGAUGUCCGAUCCCGAACCUGACAAGGGCAAUCCGGUCGCGAACGAGUUUAUCUGCCCGGUAUUCAAAUGGGGCACCGACGAGGAGUGGAACUUUGGCUUGCAGCGAGUCAUCAAUUUCCCAAAGAACAGCUUGGAGAGGAAGCAAAGCGAGCGCACGUAUCUGCUCAAGACUUUGGCCGGAUGUCCGCAGGAUCCCGCCAAGAUUGAGAGACUACUGAACAUCGCGAUAAUGGAGCGAAACGGUAAUCUGAGCGACGCCGAUUGCCAUCUGAUAUUCGCCAUGCUCACCGGCAACGCCAACGGCUACAAGAUGCUGUUCAAGUUCCUACACGACAACUGGGACCAGGUGAAGCAGCGCCUCGAGAACAAGAAGAACCUCUGGAUCAGCAUCAUACACUCGGCCACGGGCUUCUUCAAUACGCAGGAGGGCUACGACCUCGUGACGAAGCUGCACGCCGAGCGCCAGAAGGAGCUCAGCGACUCCGAGGCCAGUCUGGUGCGCGAGGCCAUGGAGAGCAUCAAGCAGGAGACCAAGUGGAGCGAGAAGAACCUGCCAGCCAUCGAUGCCUGGCUCACGGACAGCCUCGCCAGGAAAGUCAGCGUCGAAAAGGACUUGCUGGAUUACUGGAAAGCAGCGCUCGCUUGUCCUAAAAUCAAUAAUAGUACUUCUGCAGCUGUGUAACUUUUAUAUAUUCAUAAAAAAUACCCGUUAUGCGUUACAAUCCGAUUCGUGCAGUACAACAAAUUGUCACUCAUACUUGUCAAGUUAUAAUCGUAUCAAGCAAGAAUAUCCCAGAUUUUUUUGUAAUGAAUUCCUGUAAUUAGCAGCUUAGCUUUGUAAGUAGUCCCUUGUAAACAUUAAUCAAUCGCUAUUCUUAUAUACUAUAUUAUAUAUAUUAUAUUAUAAAAGAUAUUAUGUUUAUUUUAAGUUUUUUUUGCAGCUAUGUUAUCUUGUUAUACUCUUACCACGUACGAAAGGAUCAAGUGAAAUAUUCUUAAACGACGCAUGCAUCGACAUCCACGUAUAUUUGUAUUAAAACAACACGUUAUUUAUUCAUAAUAAUGGCGGCGCUAGUCCGCAGUAAUGAUCUGUACUCAUUCGUUAUUUCGACAACUGUGAUCUUUGACUCACGAGUAAUUAAUCGUUUUUUAAGUUUAGCCACUUUUCCAUGAUAUGUGAUGUAACUCUAGAUGUAUAGAAGUGUAAAUUUGAAAUUCAAGUCAAUAAACGAUUGCGUAAUCCAGACGAACGAA
Trichogramma pretiosum is the source of this 3668-nucleotide messenger RNA. Its product is annotated as aminopeptidase N. NCBI's taxonomy places the organism in Eukaryota, Metazoa, Arthropoda, Insecta, Hymenoptera, Trichogrammatidae. Gene Ontology annotation, cellular component: cytoplasm. The transcript has 13 exons. Bases 151 to 3096 code for a protein of 981 amino acids. Gene Ontology annotation, biological process: peptide catabolic process; proteolysis. The record is from RefSeq and is a predicted model, not a curated record. Gene Ontology annotation, molecular function: metalloaminopeptidase activity; peptide binding; zinc ion binding.